AUGCACACUGCCUCGAGUCGCCUGCAGCCGACGCACGCAGCAGCUACAGAAGUGCUGGUGGGCACGCAGAUGACGAUCAGCGGGCUCUCUUUCAGCAUGCGCCGCUGCGUCGGCAUUCCAGCCGAUGGUGGUGGGACGAGGAACGUGCAGGUGUCGUGGCAGCAGGAUGGCAGGGCUGAUUGCACGACGAUUCAAUUCUUCGAGACUCCCGACUGCACAGGACCAGUGGUGGACAUUCUCGCGCAGGGCAAGCAGAUGAUAUCGAAUGCCACGCUGCCCGCAGCAGUGGUGUCCGCCGGCUGCGACAUUGAUACCAGCAACACCACAGCUUCUUCCGAGUAUCCCGAUUCACAGAGUUCAAGCAUGGGCAAGUGUGGUUUCGACAGGCUCAACCCUUGCUUGGCGGGCUCGUGCAUCGACAGCGGCACGCAGCAGCACUCCUGUGUCUGCCCGCCCAACCUCUCGUCUCGUGGCACCUACUGCGCAAGAGAGGAUGACAGGGAGCCUGCUUCGUCCAUAACAGUGGCAGGUAGCGACUGGAGGUGCAAGGACGUGUACACCAUGUAUGGCCUCACGCUGCAGCAGUUCACCGCCAUGAACCCGGGUAUCAACUGUUCCGUUCUCCUGAAUCAAAGUCGUGAGCUCGUAGUGCGUGAGCUUCUGCAGCCCUGUUCGGCCUUCUACUUCAUCCAGCCUGAUGACACAUGCUUUUCUGUGGCUCAGUUUCUCGGCAUCUCCAAGGAAAGCUUAAAGGAUUUCAACCCUGGUAUUAGCUGCUCCGCACGCCUCCCUGCGUUCCGCUCCCUGUGUGUGGAGCGCGACCCAGCCAAGGCCAGGUGGAGAUGCGUGAAGCAGAUACAGAUCGGCAGCGUGGUGGACUUCAAGCAGGUGGCGGCAUCCAAUGGAGUCACCCUCGUGGACCUCUGCAGGCUCAAUCCGUGGCUGUCCUUCCGUGAUGCCAAGGGCGACAGCUAUGGUGUAAGUUUGGCCAUAUGA
Messenger RNA from Closterium sp. Yama58-4, 996 nucleotides. Lineage: Eukaryota; Viridiplantae; Streptophyta; Zygnematophyceae; Desmidiales; Closteriaceae. The record is from the annotation of a GenBank genome assembly.